Messenger RNA from Sesamum indicum (sesame), 903 nucleotides. Its product is annotated as STOREKEEPER protein-like. NCBI's taxonomy places the organism in Eukaryota, Viridiplantae, Streptophyta, Magnoliopsida, Lamiales, Pedaliaceae. Gene Ontology annotation, biological process: regulation of DNA-templated transcription. Gene Ontology annotation, cellular component: nucleus. The record is from RefSeq and is a predicted model, not a curated record.
AUGAGGCCCCAGCGUCUGAGUUUCAGUGGAGAUGGAGAAGGAGAAGACGAAGAAGAUAAGCAACAAACUACUCACGAGGCAGACGAAGAAACCGAUUCUGACUCAGACUCCAAAAGCGAAGAAGAGGAAAGCACAGCAGCAGUACCUCCGAAGAAGACCAAGUUGAAUCCACCGCGUGAAGAAGAAGGACCCGUAUCUGGAAAAGAGGAGUCGGAGUGCUCUGCCGCAAAACCUAGCGUGAAGAACACCCCUUUCUCUAAGAUAUUCUCCGAAGAGGAUGAAAUCGCUCUGCUUAAAGGCCUCGCCGUUUUCUGGGCUGACGGGAGGAACAACAAGUGGACCGAGUUUUACAACUUCAUCAAGGACAAUCUCCAGCAUCAGUUUACCAGAACUCAGGUGUCUGAGGAGAUUCGUAGGCUCAAGGGCAAGUUUGAGAACAAUUUUAAAAAAGCUCGCGCCAAUGGGGACUGGCUUGAUUUGUUGGACGCCCAUGAAUCCGCUGUGUUUGAUGUGUCGAAGACACUGUGGGGAGAAGAUAAAUGCGAAGCUGGGGACAAACAUGCUGAAAAAGAAAAGGAGACACCACAAAAGGGAGACAGAAGCAGAUUCCAAAAGAAGAGAAAACGGGCUGGGAAAGAGCAUGAUGCAGACAAAGAGAUAAUGAAGAACCAAAAAAAAACGGGGAAGAUUGACAAAGAGGAGUUUGCUUCUGCGUACCCACUCGUGGCAUUGUCUUUGAAUGAAAAUGGAUAUCCCAACUUCAUCAAGGAGAAAUUCCUUUUGAUUGGCAGAGAGAAGUUACAGGAGCUGGAAGAGAAGUGGAGGGAUGUGAAAGCUGCAGAGCUUAGCCUGGAGCUUAAAAGGAUUGAUUUGAUUAGGAGGGACUUGCACAAUCUACUCUGA